Molecule: messenger RNA, 2157 nt
Organism: Pieris macdunnoughi
Lineage: Eukaryota; Metazoa; Arthropoda; Insecta; Lepidoptera; Pieridae
Source: the annotation of a GenBank genome assembly
AUGGAGUGUCAGUCAAGCGACAGUAAGAAAUUAUUUAAAGUUUUCGAUGCAGCUAAACGCAAGAGGUCAAGAAAAAAGCAUGAAACCUACGAAGAUAGCAAUUCGGUAGCGACCGACGAGUCUGUUGGAGUAUGUCACGGAAAUGGUCGACGAGGUACCUCGACCAAGACUAGCUUGCAAGAUAUUCCCGCUAAAGCAAUAAAUCAGGAAGUAGCACCUACAAAAAGCAGUCCAUCAGUAUCGCAAUCCCAAGUUGGAGAUCGCCGGUCGCCAAGGUCGCCUCGAAGACAACGGAGAUCCAUGCGUGACGGAGUAUCACUUGCCUUGAAAGCUGGACUUGUCUCAACUCCUCGAUCGAUGUCUCCGGCCCAGGAUGCAGAUGAUGUCAUCGAUCCAAUUCCUAAAGAUCAAGAUUCCUUUAUUUAUGCCUUUUUAGAAGAAGCCAUCAAACGUGAUAAGAAAAAGCAGCGCCACUCCAAGAAGCAUGAGCAUCGUUGUAGUCGCGAUAGAGACUGUUCAGCUUCGAGGGAACGCCAUCAUCAUCAUAAAUAUCGGGAUGACUAUAAAGGAAGGGAAAAAGUUAAAGAAAAACCUCACGCACCGCCCGUCGAUCAAGGUGCUCUUCUUGAGACAUUCGCCAAACUGUGUGCUCAAAUGUCUGAAAAGACGAAGGCGAAUUACGAUAGCAAGCAAAUAGCCCGAACACAAAGUCAUAAAUCACUUCAAUGUGAAGUGGUUUCACGAAAAGAUUCAUACAAUGUUGACCAUCAUCGGCCAGUGCGACUCAGCCGCGAGCAAUCCAGAGAUGUCUCACCUGCCUACACUCGAAGCUAUGAAAAAUUCCGCCCUAAAGGUCAAAGCCGUGAAAAUAUCCCCACAGAUCGUAAAGAUAGAUGUGUUUGCUGUGUCAAAGACAAAGAACGCUAUUCAAGUAAACUUGACGUUAGCAGGAAAAUUAACGAUGAAUAUCCGCCUGAGCGGGUGCAAACUAGAAUAUUUGAUGAUGAAUAUUACAAAUCACGGCGUAGAGAUUACAAAGAUUACGAAGAAAGGGACAGAGAUACGGGAUCCCGUUAUUACGAGGACAGGAAACGUUAUUGCGAACAAAAAACCAGUAGAAGUUUUGAAGUACAAAAUGUUCACGACGAUGAUAAGUAUAGGCGUUCUGUUAGAAGUGAAGGAGUAAAGGAUAAAGAUUACGAUGACUUUAAAAGGAGAUUCAAUGAACGACAGAUUAAAGACAGAUACUAUGAUGAAAGAGAGAGGAGUUUCUCUCAUGUUCCUAAGGAAAGACGUUCGAGACGGAAUAUAGAAAGAUUUGAUAGGAGUUCUAUUGCGUCAAAAGAUGAGAAUUACAAGGACCGAGAGAGGUAUUCGGAGAGAGAAAGAGAUUGCCUAAGUGUGGCGGAUGGCGAGACUAGUACAAUAAGUGGAAGGAGUAAUUAUUUGAAAGUUGUCAAGCAAGAGAUAUCAGAACAAAGGGAGGCGAUGGACAAAAUGAUGCGACUAUGGAAAGAGCUGAUGCGGUGCUUCAAAGGCGCUUCACAAACACCAUGUCGUGACAAAGACCAGCAAGAGUCAGCUGAAAACAUGCAAGAAUCUGCAGCAGCCCAACUUCGUCUAUGGCGGGAAUGUAUGCGGCGGUACGAGACUGUCGCGAGGGAUGUAGGGGACACGGAUGCCCGGCUUAUGGAGGAAAUAAACAAGCAGAGAUCUGAAAUGUCCGAGAUGGCCAGUAUGUGGCAGGAAUGUCUUCAGCGAUACCGAGACAUGAGCAACGACUUUAACAGUCUCAAACAGCAGUUGGCAACAUCGGAAAGUCCCACUAGAGCCCCUCCAGCUCCUGUUGUGUGCGCCGAGGGCGAAGGAAUUCCACCCGCGGCGCCCUACCGACUUCCGCCCACUGGAUAUAUACCACCGAUGCCCCCCAUGCCCCCAUACAUGAACGGAUCGCCUCUUCGCCCGCGUGCCUCCGCUCCCCCUGCUUGGUGGUGGGGCGAAGGCCCGCAGCCUGCACGCCGGCGCUCUUCUCCCGACUCUUGUGCAUCCAGGGAACGUCGUCACCAUCACAAAGAGCGAGAGAGGGACUCCACCCGGUACAAAGAAAAAUCUAAACCAAGUGGCGCGCGGUCAGAGCAUCGUCAUCGCAAGAGAUAA